AUGGUAUAUAACUCAACCGCCAAAUUUCUUCUGCCAUCCAACGAUGUUACGCGCGAAAACUCUCUAACCAAUUUAUCCAACAUGGAGUCCAUGGCCUCCGUCCAUGCUACCGCCCUCGAAAUUUGCUAUACGAUAUAUGGAGAACUCACCUUGUCUUCGGAUGUUAUCGAUCGAUUUUACGAGUCAAGCGCCAGUGAGUCGUGUUCUCUAUCAUACGAAAACCCUGUACUCACGGCAACAUCACGUUCCGUUAUUUUUGACAUCUUUAAAUUAGGCAGGCGACUACAUGCUGUUGACAUUCCCCAGCCACUUGCAGUAUUCUAUACGCUUCUUCGCCUGAAACCGCCAGAAGACACCAGUAACCCCUUGUUGAAAGCCCUGCGCGUGUGGAACGAGGUCGGAGAUAUCAGCGAACACGAGAGCUUCGAUGGACAUAGAAAGGCUGUGAUAGAGCAUACCCUCAACAUCCUUGUUCUUCCAAGCAUCCACAUCGAUUCAUACAAACGUGCCCCAUUUCAUCGCUCUGCCCUGUCCACCGAUUCGCUCGUACGUUCGUCAUACAAUUACCACCCUGCUUCUCCAUCAUUGCCUAUUCCCGGAACAUCAUUGUCUCUUCCCUCACCUUUCCACUUUAAACUUCAUGUCAUAACGCGGCUCUCGUUCAACGAACAAGGUCACAUCACCAACCAUCGAGAUUACUGGGAUGUGAAGGAUUUGAUGGGUCUGUUACCAGGAGUAUCUUUUGCGCACUGGAUUCUUAGCCGACUGGCUGCGAAGGGUCUCUCGUACAAUUCCAGGUUCUUGACAAGGAUAUCGGACCAUCCUCAUCUCCACGACUCAGAACAUCCCACGAAUCAUGACGGUGCUGCUGCCGAAAACCGCGAUCUAGUGAACGGUCCAAUGGCCUAUGUCAAGUCUGCCAAGCAGACGUAUGGUCAUUGA
Molecule: messenger RNA, 942 nt
Organism: Desarmillaria tabescens
Lineage: Eukaryota; Fungi; Basidiomycota; Agaricomycetes; Agaricales; Physalacriaceae
Exons: 3
Coding region: 1-942 (313 amino acids)
Source: RefSeq, a predicted model, not a curated record